AUGAGUGGCGACCGGUCGUCGCCCAUCCUCUAGCUGGCCCAUCCCACAGACUCUGGUUUUCUGUCUGGCAAAUGCUGGCUGGUUUGUGUUCGGCGGUGAGGCUGCGAACUCACACCUCCGUCAUCUGUGCUUCCCGUCUGAUCGAACCGACGACCCGUCCAAGAAGGAAUUCCUGGCCGCCGAAAUGGCAGAAACGAUGAAUGGAGGCUACGCCGAUGGCUACAUGGAGCCGGAGGAAGAGUGGGAGCGUGAGGGCCUCCUCGACCCCGCUUGGGAGAAGCAGCAGAAGAAGACCUUCACCGCGUGGUGUAACUCGCAUCUCCGCAAGGCAGGCACUGGAAUCGAGUCGAUCGAAGAUGACUUCCGUAACGGCCUCAAGCUCAUGCUCCUGCUCGAAGUCAUAUCUGGAGAGACCCUGCAGAAGCCUGACCGCGGCAAGAUGCGCUUCCACAAGAUCGCCAACGUCAACAAAGCUCUCGACUUCAUCGCCAGCAAGGGUGUCAAACUUGUGUCCAUCGGUGCUGAGGAAAUUGUUGAUGGCAACCUCAAGAUGACCCUUGGUAUGAUCUGGACCAUCAUCCUUCGUUUCGCCAUUCAGGACAUUUCCGUCGAGGAAAUGACUGCCAAGGAGGGUUUGCUCCUCUGGUGCCAGAGGAAGACUGCUCCUUACAAGAACGUCAAUGUGCAGAACUUCCAUCUCAGCUUCAAGGACGGUCUUGCCUUCUGCGCCCUCAUCCACCGUCACCGACCAGAUCUUAUCGAUUACCACAAGUUGUCAAAGGACAACCCUCUGGAGAACUUGAACACCGCUUUCGACGUGGCUGAGAAGUAUCUCGAUAUCCCACGCAUGUUGGACCCUGAUGAUCUGAUCAACACGCCCAAACCUGACGAGCGCGCCAUUAUGACCUACGUUUCUUGCUACUAUCAUGCUUUCCAGGGUGCUCAGCAGGCUGAAACCGCUGCAAAUCGUAUUUGCAAAGUUCUGAAGGUGAACCAGGAGAACGAGCGCCUUAUGGAGGAAUAUGAGCGCCUUGCCAGCGACCUGCUGGAAUGGAUCCACCGCACAAUGCCGUGGCUGCAGAGCCGCCAGACCGACAACAGCCUGGCCGGAGUGCAGAAGAAACUGGAGGAGUACCGCACGUACAGGCGCAAGCACAAGCCCCCACGUGUUGAGCAGAAGGCCAAGCUCGAGACCAACUUCAACACCCUGCAGACCAAGCUGCGUUUGUCCAACCGUCCUGCCUACAUGCCAACUGAGGGCAAAAUGGUUUCUGAUAUUGCCAACGCCUGGAAAAAUCUGGAAGUCAACGAGAAAGCCUUUGAGGACUGGCUUCUGUCCGAGAUGAUGAGGCUUGAGCGUCUGGAGCAUCUGGCCCAGAAGUUCAAGCACAAGGCCGACAUCCACGAGGACUGGACCAAGGGCAAGGAGGAGAUGCUCCAGAGUGGUGACUUCAGAAACUGCAAGCUUAACGAUCUUAAGGCGCUUAAGAGGAAGCACGAAGCCUUCGAGAGUGACUUGGCCGCCCACCAAGACCGUGUCGAACAGAUCGCUGCCAUUGCCCAGGAGCUCAACACUCUUGAGUACCACGACAGCGCCUCUGUGAACGCUCGUUGCCAAAGAAUCUGCGACCAGUGGGACCGCCUCGGCAGCCUCACUCAGCGCCGUCGCCAGGCUCUGGACGAAACUGAGCAAAUCCUGGAGAAGAUUGACACCCUUCAUCUCGAGUUCGCCAAGAGGGCCGCUCCUUUCAACAACUGGUUGGACGGAACCCGAGAGGACUUGGUCGACAUGUUUAUUGUUCACACCAUGGAUGAGAUCCAAGGUCUUCUGGACGCUCACGGCCAGUUCAAGGCUACCCUUGGAGAAGCUGACAAGGAGCACAACUCCAUCAUUGCUCUUGUGCAAGAGGUCGUCAGCCUGACCUCCAAAUACCAGAUUCCCGGAGGUGUUGAGAACCCAUACACCACUCUCACUUCUCAAGAGCUUACUCGCAAGUGGACCGAGGUGCGACAGCUUGUUCCUCAGCGUGAUGGCACUCUGCAGGCCGAACUUCGUAAACAGCAGAACAACGAGAUGCUGCGUCGUCAAUUUGCUGAGAAGGCUAACAACGUUGGCCCAUGGAUUGAGCGGCAGAUGGAUGCCGUCACUGCCAUCGGCAUGGGCAUCCAGGGCUCACUUGAGGAUCAGCUUCUGCGCCUCAGGGAGUACGAACAGGCUGUCUUUGCCUACAAACCUAACAUCGAGGAGCUUGAGAAGAUCCACCAAGCUGUCCAGGAGAGCAUGAUCUUUGAGAAUAGGUACACUCAAUUCACGAUGGACUCUUUGCGAGUUGGCUGGGAACAGCUGCUCACUUCUAUCAACCGCAACGUCAACGAGGUUGAAAACCAGAUCCUUACCAGAGAUUCAAAGGGUAUCACCCAGGAACAACUCAAUGAGUUCCGAGGCAGCUUUAACCACUUUGACAAGAACAGGAUUGGCAGAUUGGCUCCUGACGAGUUCAAGUCUUGUCUGGUCAGCCUUGGAUACAGCAUCGGCAAGGAUAGACAGGGUGAAAUUGACUUCCAGCGUAUUUUGGCUACUGUCGAUCCUAACUCGACUGGCUUUGUGCACUUUGACGCCUUCCUUGACUUCAUGACCCGCGAAUCUACUGACGUCGACACUGCCGAACAAGUCAUCGACUCCUUCAGAAUUUUGGCCGCCGACAAGCCAUUCAUCAUGCCCGAGGAGUUGAGGAGAGAACUGCCACCUGACCAGGCUGAGUACUGUAUUCAGCGUAUGCCACCUUUCAAGGGACCCAAUGGUGUUCCCGGGGCCCUUGACUACAUGUCCUUCUCUACAGCCCUUUAUGGAGAGUCUGAUCUCUAAAACUGUAAAAAUACUAGAGUGCGUUUGUUGUAUUGUGAAAUAUUGCCAUCAUGGUUGACAAACGAAACUGAUCACCAAAACACAACAUCAAAACUACUUUUGUUGCCAUAUCAGCUCUCAAAAACAAUUUUAAAAAGCUACGAAACUUUUAAUACUAUCAGUACCAUACUAUAUCUUACAUCUGACAUAGUAUUGCUAACUUGGGAUCCUAAUACUCAAGGGAUUUUGACAUCUUUUUGACAAAUAUUGUCUGUAAAAUUUGUGGACAUAAUAAAAUCUCACGUGAGGUCUGUA
This is a messenger RNA of Neocloeon triangulifer, 3160 nucleotides long. It is a transcript of the gene Actn, whose product is annotated as alpha-actinin, sarcomeric. Gene Ontology annotation, molecular function: calcium ion binding; actin filament binding. Gene Ontology annotation, cellular component: cortical actin cytoskeleton; plasma membrane; cell junction. Gene Ontology annotation, biological process: muscle cell development; actin cytoskeleton organization. Lineage: Eukaryota; Metazoa; Arthropoda; Insecta; Ephemeroptera; Baetidae. The coding region runs from base 185 to 2866 and encodes 893 amino acids. The record is from RefSeq and is a predicted model, not a curated record. The transcript has 18 exons.